AUGGCGGGAGAGAAGGCAACGGAGAAGGAGGAGAUACAGAGGUGGAAAUCAGCAGCAGUUUGUCGGAUAAGGGCGGUGGCGGGUGCUCUUUGUGUGGUCGCGGUGCGCUGGAGGCGCGAGGUCGCGGCGGUGCUGGGCGGUUCGUUGCAGUUGGCUUAUCACUUAUUUUGGUCGGAGGGGUUAGUGGGAGCCAGUGGCGGCAAAGAUUUAGUUGAAUGCUCUCUUUGUCACAAACACAUGUAUUCAAGAAUCAAGAGAUUAAAGCAGCACCUUACGACCGAUUAUGGAGAUGUUGCGAAAUGUUCCAAAACAACUUCAGAAAUCAUGAGGGAGAUGCAACAAUAUAUGCAAGACACAUCAAGGAUGAAGAAAGCAAGAGUGAUCUUGGAUGAUGACGUGAAUGAUGAUGUGCAAGAAACGAAAGAAAGACAACCAUCAUCUCAUGAUUUCGUUACUUAUCCAAGUUUCGGGAUAGCAAAUUCAAGGAGUUUUGAAAUUAUGGUUGAAUCAAUUGGACAAAUGAGAUCGGGAUUGAAGCCUCCUAGCUUUCAUGAGUUACGAUUACCUCUCCUUGAGAAAGCAAAACAAGUAACUGACAAGUUGAAAGAAAAACACACACUUGCGUGGAAGGAAUUCGGGUGCACACUCAUGUCAGAUGGGUGGACAGAUAGGAGGGGUAGACAAUUGAUUAACUUCCUUGCUAAUAGUCUCAAGGGGACUUUCUUCUUGGAGUUAGUUGAUGCAUUGAGUGAGGUACACGAUGCAACAAUAUUAGCUGCAUUGUUGGAGAAGAAAAUUGAAGAAAUUGGCAAAAACAAUGUUGUACAAAUAGUGAGUGACAAUGGGGCUAAUUAUAAGGCGGUUGGUAGACUUUUGGAAGGGAAGAUUCUUACUUUAUUUUGGACUCCUUGUGCAGCACAUUGUCUUGACCUCAUGCUAGAGGACAUUGGAAAGUUGAGAGAGUUUAAGUCUAAAAUUGCAAAGGAAUGCAUAAUGGCAUCACAUCCCCUUUUCAUUGUAUUAAGGAUUGUUGGUGGUGAUACGUCUCCAGCUAUGCCCGAGCUUGCUAUGGCUAUGUUGAUUGCUAAGAAGAAACUCAAUGAAACAUUUGCAAGUAAGCCAAGGUUUUUGGCAAAGUUGAUGGAUAUUGUUGAGGGAAGAUGGGAAGAUCAAAUGGAAGUGAAGUUAUAUGGAGCUGCAUUUCAAACUAGUGAUGAUGUUCAUCCCGUGGGAGAUCUUUCAUUGCGGCUUGUUGAUGAAGUAAUUGGUGCAUCAAACAACCUUGAGGGCUGUAAUCUUCCUACGAGAGCUCACGUAAGGGAACGUACGACUACACCAAUCUUUAGCUAUUUGCGACGCCAUAGUACUUCUAGUUCUAGGACUAAUGAGGAAGAACAAAAUGAAGAAGACGAUCAUUUUCCAAAUGAUGAUGAAGAAAUUGAAGAUGAUGAUGAUGUUGAAGGUGAUGAUGACCAAGUGGGAGGAAAUGGAGAUCUUGAUGAGGACAAUGAAGGACAACGGAAUAUGAAUGACUUUUUGAUGGAUAUUUGA
Ipomoea triloba (trilobed morning glory) is the source of this 1551-nucleotide messenger RNA. RefSeq lists its product as uncharacterized. The transcript has 5 exons. Lineage: Eukaryota; Viridiplantae; Streptophyta; Magnoliopsida; Solanales; Convolvulaceae. The record is from RefSeq and is a predicted model, not a curated record. The coding region runs from base 1 to 1551 and encodes 516 amino acids.